AUGGAGUUCGACAACAAAACCGCCCUUAGACCGAGCUCUUAUGUUCAGCCGAACACCAGCAAUGCAGAUCUUCAUACAGCCAUGUCAUUCCUGCUGCGCUCCAAGGAGGGUCUUGCCAUCACAUUAAUCAGCCUAGUCCUCCUUCGCAUUGUAUAUAAUAUCUUUUUCCACCCCCUGCGCAACGUCCCCGGUCCUCUUUUCGCCAGGGCAAGCAGUCUCUGGAGACUUAUUCGGUACUUUCGGGGGACAUGGCACGAUGAUGUCUUGGAACUUCACAGAAAGUACGGACAGGUCGUUCGGAUCUCACCUGGUGAAGUGAGCUUUACGGAUCCAGAUGCUAUCAAAGGCAUCUAUGGUCAUGGGAAGACUGUGACAAAGGUGAGAGUCAUCUCUAUGAACAGGAGUGGUGGACUGAUUCGCUUGCAGGCCAGGUUCUACGAUGCAUUCAUCGUACCGAAUAUGACAGUCAGCUUCUUCGCGACAAGGGAUAAUAAAGCCCAUCGAUAUCUCCGGUCGCGAGUGUCGAGUGCGUAUUCGAUGACGUCCAUCCUCACCAUGGAGUCGUUGAUCCAAGACGUGAUGGAUGUCAACCUCAGAAAGCUUGGUGAGCUUGCGGAUGGAGGCGACUACUUUGCGAUUGACAAGAUGGUCAACUACUUUACCUCAGAUGUCGUCGGCCAACUAGCCAUAGGCGGCAUGGUCGGAUUCCUAGAACAAGGCAAGGAUAUCGGCGGUAUCAUCCAGUCUAUCCAUGAUGGAUUCUACUUCAUGGGAAACAUGGGUAUUCUUCCGUUACAAAUGUUCUGGAUCAACAACCCAGUAUCGAAGUGGUUCACCAAGAACUUCGGCGGCGAUCGCCUCAACGCCUUCGAUGUUUUCAUCAAUUGGCUCGACGGUCGUGUAGAGGAGAGAAUGACGAAUGGUCUUCUCCCCGGUCAACGACGAGAUCUCCUCCAACACUUCAUCGAAGCCAAAGAUCCUCAGGGUCAACCAGUCGGCAAGCGAGACGUUAUGAUCGAAGGGGUAAACAUCCUAGCCGCAGGUUCUGAUACAACAGCCAUCAGCAUUUUAGCCUGUCUAGGCUAUAUCCUCACAAACCGUAAUACAAAAACAAGGUUAAUGGACGAGAUUGAUCAGGCUUACCGGGAACUAAAUCUAGAUGAGGAAGGACGGGAGAUUUCCUUCAAGGAAGCGGAGAAAUUACCGCUUCUGUCCGCUGUGAUCACGGAAAGCAUCCGUCUUCAUCCCUCUAUUCAGUACCAACUUCCCCGCAUUGUGCCAGCGGAAGGAUCGCAGGUUGGAGAAUACUUUCUUCCGCCUGGUUCGACUUGUGGUGCGAGUGCCAGAGCUGUGAAUUGUUCGCGGGAAAUCUUUGGUCCGGAUGCGGAAGAGUUCCGACCUAAGCGAUGGAUUGCUCAAAAUGCAGUGGAUGAGGAACGAAUCAAGAGGGAGAAGUCUUUGUUAAUGACGUUUGGCAUGGGUAGUCGUAGCUGCAUUGGGAAGCAUUUGGCAACCGUUGAGAUGUACAAGUACAUCGCUCAAUUCUUUCGAUAUUUUGAUGCUGAGCUUGAGAAUGGGGACAAGCCUUGGACGACUAGGACGCAGUGGUUCUCGUUCCACCUUGACUUUCGCGUUGCUAUCAGGAGGAGGAAUCAUUAG
This is a messenger RNA of Fusarium coffeatum, 1659 nucleotides long. RefSeq lists its product as uncharacterized. The transcript has 2 exons. The coding region runs from base 1 to 1659 and encodes 552 amino acids. Gene Ontology annotation, molecular function: monooxygenase activity; iron ion binding; oxidoreductase activity, acting on paired donors, with incorporation or reduction of molecular oxygen. The record is from RefSeq and is a predicted model, not a curated record. Lineage: Eukaryota; Fungi; Ascomycota; Sordariomycetes; Hypocreales; Nectriaceae.